This is a messenger RNA of Microbotryum saponariae, 366 nucleotides long. The record is from the annotation of a GenBank genome assembly. NCBI's taxonomy places the organism in Eukaryota, Fungi, Basidiomycota, Microbotryomycetes, Microbotryales, Microbotryaceae.
AUGGGACGCCCAGAGAGGUGCACCGUGCCGGGGUGGGCGAGGAGGGGGGAGCAAUGGUACACCAUCCCUCUACCAAGCUCCUCCCGGGCCAAAAAACAGAAAAGCUGCCUUAUCGCGCGUGCGCGCACGAGUUUUUUUGGCUGGCUUAAUGGACCUGCCGAUCUGUGCAUGGCCAGCUGCAGCCAACCCGUGUGCUCAGACCCUUCGAUCUCGGGGACCGAAAUCCCGCGCGACCGCUUCGGACUCGUGACAUUGACGACAUCCAAAAGAUGCGAGAAAAAAAUGAAGGAAGUAAUGCAUCACACAGAAUCGACUCGAAGCAAGGAAUUGGGCGGAAACCUGGGCCUAAUCUGCUACCUGCGGUAG